Capsella rubella is the source of this 1244-nucleotide messenger RNA. RefSeq lists its product as uncharacterized. Gene Ontology annotation, molecular function: S-adenosylmethionine-dependent methyltransferase activity. The coding region runs from base 225 to 1091 and encodes 288 amino acids. NCBI's taxonomy places the organism in Eukaryota, Viridiplantae, Streptophyta, Magnoliopsida, Brassicales, Brassicaceae. The transcript is spliced from 6 exons. The record is from RefSeq and is a predicted model, not a curated record.
GUGUCACUGGUAAAACUAUGUAUAUAGCAAUCAAUCAAUCAUCAUCUCUCACUUCUCCGUGUUAGCUUCAUCUUCCGAUUUCAAUAUUCAACGUUGUGUUAUCUUCUUCUUCAUAAAUCCGACGAAUUUCAUCAGAUAUUCCAAGGAAUCUUUGAUUUCUCUCUGUAAAAUCAUCUUCCAAGAGAACGUAGUUGUCGGAGACCGUCGUACGUUACGUGGUGGAGAUGAGUUCGGCUCUACCAUUGAAGCUUUUGUUACCUCUUACAACUACAUCACUACCUUCUCCGUUCCGAUCUGAUAACCCUAAUUUCUAUCGCCGUCGUUCCUCUUUCUCUACUUCGUGUUCUUCCCAAUCUCCUUGUCCUUCUCCACUUUUCUCUGUUAGACGGCGCCGAUUUAGAUCCUCCUCUCCCUCUAUUCCCAUGUGCUUUCCUGAACACACGAGGGAUCAAGAGGACGUUGAUAUUUGGAUAAACAAAGAGGACAAUGUGAAAUGUAGGUUCGAAUCUGAUGAAGACACCACCACCACCGGACUCCGGAUUCCAACUCAGGCUCAGGCUAUCGUUGAAGGACCUGGUUCAGUUACUGUGUCAGAGCUACAACCAAUCCCUGAUGUAGAUUAUAUACAAGAGCUGUUGGCUAUACAACAACAAGGACCUAGAUCAAUUGGCUUCUUUGGAACAAGAAAUAUGGGUUUCAUGCAUCAAGAGCUCAUUCAGAUUCUUAGCUAUGCAAUGGUUAUAACUAAAAACCAUAUAUACACUUCAGGUGCAUCUGGAACCAACGCAGCUGUUAUAAGAGGUGCACUUAGAGCAGAGCGACCGGAUCUUCUCACAGUUAUCUUACCUCAAAGUCUGAAAAAACAACCUCCUGAGAGCCAGGAACUACUGUCAAAAGUACAAAACGUGAUAGAAAAGCCUCACAACGACCAUUUACCAUUAUUAGAAGCCAGCAGGCUUUGUAACAUGGACAUCAUAUCACAAGUGCAACAAAUCAUCUGCUUUGCGUUUCAUGACAGUAAGCUUCUCAUGGAAACAUGUCAAGAAGCCAAAAAUCUCCGGAAGAUUGUUACUCUCUUCUAUCUCGAUUGAUUAAUUUCGGUUUCCCUUACUGUUUUAGUUCAUCUUCCACUUUGAAGAUAUAUUCGGAUAAAGACAAUCUCCAUUGUAAAUUAGGAAUUCUCAUCUUGCACAUACACAUCCUAUUCUUUGUCUUACAUCCUAAAUAUUUUUUUAUUUGCUAUA